GAUGCAGCGAAGAUAUUGCAAGGAGGGCCAUUGAUUGGCUCGGGCGACGCCGAGGGACGUCUGCAAAGAGCAUCUUGGUCUGGUCAAGUCUGGCUGCACGACGAGCGCAUAAAAGGCCUCCUUACUCGCUGGCACGGUCAGUCCUCCCCGUCAUCCUCGUCGCUGGCACCCAUGGCAUCGUCCAACUCACAGUUCCGCACCGUCGACAAGAACGGCAAGGAGAUCACGACGGUCGGUUUUGAACGAUUCGGCUUUGAUUGCGAGGCUUCCUUGGAAGCUGUUCGUUCUCUCUAUCUCAAGCCUCACUACAUUCGCAGCGCGGAGAAGCAGGCUGGGGCCGGCGACGAUGCAGAGGCCGUCUAUUAUCCGGACACCAAGUCCAUUUCCUACACCACCUUGACACGCUUCCCUCCAGUAAAGCUUCUUCCGCCUGAAAAGCGCAAGCGCAUCCUUGUAACUGGUGGUGCUGGCUUUGUGGGGUCUCACCUGGUGGACCGUUUAAUGCUGCUCGGACAUGAAGUCACCGUGCUGGACAAUUUCUUUACCGGUUCCAAGACCACUGUGAGCCAUUGGGUCGGUCAUCCUAACUUUGAGCUAGUUCGCCACGAUGUCGUUGAGCCUUACAUGACGGAGUGCGAUCAAAUAUAUCAUUUGGCGUGUCCUGCAUCUCCGCCUCAUUACCAGUUCAAUGCGAUCCACACUGUCAAGACAUCCUUCUUGGGCACGCUCAACAUGCUUGGUCUUGCCAAGCGAACGAAAGCGCGUUUCCUAAUUUCUAGCACGUCUGAGGUAUAUGGUGAUCCUGAGGUUCACCCCCAACCCGAAGACUACUGGGGUCAUGUCAACCCGAUCGGCCCUCGGGCCUGCUACGAUGAGGGAAAAAGAGUAGCUGAGACACUCACGUACGGUUAUCACCGCCAGGAGGGUGUCGAUGUCCGUGUUGCUCGUAUUUUCAACACAUAUGGCCCUCGCAUGAAUCCUUACGAUGGCCGUGUUGUGUCCAACUUCAUUAUCCAGGCGCUCAAGGGCGAGGACAUGACCGUCUACGGUGACGGCAAGCAGACGCGCUCAUUCCAAUUCAUUCACGACCUGAUCGAUGGACUCAUCGCGCUCAUGAAUUCCGACGAGACGCGCCCCGUGAAUAUCGGAAAUCAGGACGAGUUCACGAUCGGCGAGUUCGCGGAGCUUGUGCGCGAGAUCGUCGAGAAGGUUCAGCGCGAAGAUGGUGAGGCGCCCAAGCGCCAAGUGCAGGUCGUCUACAAGCCCAUCCCCACGGACGAUCCGCAGAAGCGUCGUCCUGAUACGACCCGCGCGAGGGAGGUGCUAAACUGGCAGCCGCGCUGGUCUGUCCGUAUGGGUCUCGAGGAGAUGGUUCGCUAUUACAAGGCGAAGAUGGCCGAGGGCAGCAUCUAAUAUCUUUGGACUUUGUAUGGACGUUCGGACUGCCUUGCAAUUCAAUCGCGCUGUGGCUUCUCUUGAUCGCUAGAUGUCCCUGUUGGUUACGGUAGGCGCUAGCUAGAUACAAGUGUGCCUCGGAGUCAAAAUUAUAUGA
Molecule: messenger RNA, 1552 nt
Organism: Laetiporus sulphureus 93-53
Lineage: Eukaryota; Fungi; Basidiomycota; Agaricomycetes; Polyporales; Laetiporaceae
Product: NAD(P)-binding protein
Exons: 7
Coding region: 172-1413 (413 amino acids)
Biological process (GO): D-xylose metabolic process
Cellular component (GO): cytoplasm
Molecular function (GO): UDP-glucuronate decarboxylase activity; NAD+ binding
Source: RefSeq, a predicted model, not a curated record